Messenger RNA from Argiope bruennichi, 2604 nucleotides. Its product is annotated as opioid-binding protein/cell adhesion molecule homolog. The record is from RefSeq and is a predicted model, not a curated record. NCBI's taxonomy places the organism in Eukaryota, Metazoa, Arthropoda, Arachnida, Araneae, Araneidae. The transcript is spliced from 5 exons. Gene Ontology annotation, cellular component: neuron projection membrane. Bases 442 to 1563 code for a protein of 373 amino acids. Gene Ontology annotation, biological process: synapse organization.
CAUCCAUUCAGGGAAGGACGGAAAUAAUCGUCUACGUUCGGAAACUUCUACACUUUUUAGAACGGGGAACUCUUGUUUCUCCCUUUCGGACACCAAGCGAUUCUCCGUUUCUACUCUCUCUCUCUUGUCUUUUUUUCCGCAAUUUUUUUUUUUCUGUGUGUGUGACACUGCAAAUUUGCUUCUUGAAAUAUAAACAACAUUGUUUUUUUUUUAUCUCUUUGUGCGACCACGUUUUAGAAUAAUAAAAAUAAAGCAAGAGCAAAACGGAAGAAAACAUUAAGGAAUCAUAAUUCUGUGCCGAUAAAUAUAUGAUGGGGCCUCUCCGGCCACAUGGUGAGAGUGUUUAUGACAGUUUUAGUGUCCUCACUUCGUUGAAUUAUUCAGCGUGAACCUUUCGGGCAUUGUUUAAUAACUUCCUUCUAGAAGAAGUUGGAGCGAAAUAUGGUAAUGUCGGGUAUAAAAGUCUGCGAAAGAAAAAUGUUUGGAAAUAAGGACUUGGGUUUUGCAAAAUGUGGAUUUCGAACUGGAAACAAAUGUUCUGUGCAUGAUCGUUUUUCUCAGGAUGUGAAAGUUUGUGGCGAAAUCUUCACGAAGCAAGGUUUUAAGAAAAGGCACGGAUUUAUGAAAGGCCCCACUUUGAGAUUUCAAGCCCUGUUGGGACUAUUAUUCUGCGCUCUGCACUUGUUCAAUGUUGGACAAGCAGAUACACCAUCACAUGAAUCUCUGAGUAACGUAUACCUUUUCAAAGGCCGACAAAUGCUAUCAACAGAGAAGAUGAAAGGCUACGCACCUCCCUCAAGAGUCAGUGACUAUUGGACAUUACUCAGUCACGUCACACCUUCCUUUGAUAACAGUUAUCCAAAAAACGUGACAACACAACUGGGCCAAACCGUGUACCUGCACUGCGUGGUCAAUAAUCUGGGCGACAAGACCGUGUCCUGGAUCAGAAGAAGGGACUUCCAUGUCCUCACUGUCGGUUUGGACACUUACACCACUGAUGAUCGAUUUGAAGCUGUGCACGUAGAAAAGAACAAUGACUGGACACUAAAAAUCAAAUUUGCCCAGCUGUGGGAUGAGGGUCUGUACGAGUGCCAAGUUAGCUCGGAUCCUAAAAUUAGUUUAUUUGUGAAUCUCAGCAUCGUAGUUGCCAAGGCCAGCAUCCUAGGACCUCACCCGCUUUUUCUGAAAACAGGGAGUUCAAUCAAUCUGACUUGUGUCAUCACUCAGAGUCCAGAGCCUCCAGUUUUCGUCUUCUGGUACCAUGACGACCGAAUGAUCAACUACGACUCAGCCCGUGGAGAGAUCACCAUGUAUAAAAGCUCCGAAGAUUCUACAACAAGUAGAUUGUUUAUAAAAGAUGCGACGGCAGAAGAUUCCGGAAACUAUACGUGCUGUCCUUCCAAUACGCAAGCAACCAGUAUUCCUGUUUACGUCUUAAACGGUACUUAUGGAGAAAGACCCGCUGCAAUUCAACACGAUGCCAAUAUCUCCACGUCUUCAUCGUCCAGUCCAAACUUCUCGAUCCUGCUCUUCCUUCUACUUACAGCCAUCGUUUCAAGGUGACAGAGCCAUCUGUGGACCGUUUACGGUACUACUGAGCUUUCGGCUCCAAUCAUCAUUGAAGGACGAUCAGGCAAUUAAAUCAAGAUUGGGACAGAAACUUUAAUAACUAAAUAGCGAGCUAAAACUGGCUACUUGAUUUGUUAAGACAGACCCUAUGAAAAUCCUUGAUAAGCAAAUCAAUCCGCAUUUUGCAUCAGGAUCUUUCUUUCACUUUCAAUCUUAUUCUAAAUCAUGCAAGCCAGCAUGUUUCAUAGUUUAUCCCCGUGGAUGCUGGCUUCGUGAACUGUUCGUACUAUCUCUCGUGAAGGAAAAUACUAUUUAUAAAUAUAUAAAUCAUGAGUGACCUCUACAAGCCAUUUGGCGAAAUGAAACAAUUUGCCACUCUAUAAUUUCUUUCGUGUCGUUCGGAAUCUUCAGUGUCAUGUGUUAUAUAAUGUAUAAAUGUGCAAGACCUGCAUGAUUUUUACUCUUAAGAAUUGUUCCACAAAUAAGAGAAAAAUGAUUUAGUAUUUAUGUUAGAUAUGAAAUCUAAAAAACUAUAAAUUUUGAUUCAAUCCAACACUGUGUGCAUUUAAUCAAAAAAUGUGCAACAUGUGGAAAAGAUGAACUUUGAAAAAAAAACACAAUGAAUUCAUCUAAGCGCCGAAGCUGUGCAGCUUUAUGAACUGAAGACUGCCUACAUGACUUGUUUCAAGUUAAGAUAGCUAAGUUAUGAAACGAAUAAAAAAAAACUGUGUACGUGAGUUAAGAGGAAACAUACUCCCAUUUUAAAAACCGACUUAACGUACUCAACUUUGUGCACAGAAUCAAGAUAUAUCCAGUUUUAUACCGAUCCCUAUGAACUUCAGCAGUAAAUCAUAUUUUUAGUUCUAUUAUUUAUUGAAUCAUAUUGAUGAGAAGAAGUUGCUUUUCAUUUAUAAUUCUAUUGCAGUUAUCUAUAUACAUACAUAUAUUUUACAUUCAGUAUAUGGAAAGUUUUUGCUUAAUGAUAAAUUUUAUGCCAUCUUCCUUUUUUUAAAAUCUGUGCGAAAAAAUUUAAAA